AUGUUUCGUACAAAAGCCCCUAUCUUAUCGAGGGCCGAAGUGAACAACGGCCUAGAGACCAACACAUCUGGGAUUAUCGCGCAGGCAAACACUGCUGUGGAUCAAGAAAGCACGUUGGAUUGGGCGAAAAGGGACAAACGAAGGCUGCUUCAUGUUGUCUACCGCGUAGGGGACUUGGAUAGAACCAUCAAGUGGGCCAUUUGUUUUCUUCAACAUUUCAUUUUUGCUAGGUUCUGUGACUCGGAUGUUUUUUCUUCUUUAAACGAAAGGAUGUGACUUAUUCUGUUUAUUCGUUUCUCUUAUGUUACCAGGUUCUACACAGAAUGCUUGGGGAUGAAGUUGCUGCGAAAACGUGACAUACCUGAGGAAAGAUACACAAAUGCUUUCCUGGGGUAUGGCCCUGAGGACUCACAUUUUGUAAUUGAGCUCACUUACAGUAAGUCAUACCUUCGUUUUCUAUGCGACACUUUCUCCGAAUUCUCCAAGUUUGGCUUCAGUUGGGCAUUUUAUCUGGCAACUUGGCUUGAGCCUGUCUCGCAGGAAACCAAAUUUUAGGUAGCCUGUUUUUUGUAUCAGGCUGGGAAUCCAUAUACUCGAAUGAUUAACUUCUUACUUUAUUUACUGGCAGACUAUGGUGUUGAGAAGUAUGACAUUGGAACUGCCUUUGGUCACUUUGGAAUUGCAGUUGAGGAUGUAAGGUUCUGUUACCUCUCUAUUGUCCUUUCUGUUCUAGUUCGAUGAACUCAUGCCUGCACCAACGCUUGUGAUUGCAAAUACGAACUUUAUCUGAAUUAAAUUUUUACACCAAGUCAUAUACUAAUUUAGAACUUCUUAUAUCAAAGAAUGGUUCAUAAGUCUUCACCUUGUUCUUGAAAAAGAUUAGCUUUCCUCCCCCUGCUAUGGUAACUGUAACCAGUGAAGUUUGGAGGUGCAACUGUCUUAAAUGUGUAACCAAAUAGUACUGGAUGCCUCGUUAGGUUGUCACCAGUGAGCUCCUGUGGUUUGUUGAUUCAAUAUCAUGACUUAUUUGAACUGAGUAGAUCCAUAUUUUGAAGUUGAUUGAAUAAUUUAAUUAUCACCCAUAAGCAAACCAAAAAGUGUCUACUUUUCUUGCAGUUUUUUUUUCAUCAGAAGGAAUAGUUAUUUACUUGAUUUUUAAACAGUAGGUUUCCAAGACAGUGGACCUUAUAAAAGCCAAGGGAGGAAAGGUCACCAGGGAACCUGGCCCUGUCAAAGGUGGCAGCUCCGUGAUUGCUUUUAUUGAGGACCCUGAUGGUUACAAAUUUGAGCUUCUAGAAAGAGGACCUACACCUGAACCUUUAUGCCAAGUAAUGCUUCGGAUCGGAGAUCUUGAUCGUUCCAUAAAUUUCUAUGAAAAGGUAAGUCUAUUUUUCUCUUAGUAACCAUGAAGAUGAUAGAACAUCUUUCAACUGUUGAUUACGAGCUUGCGCUUGAUUUCAGGCCUUUGGUAUGGAGCUUCUUCGGAAGAGAGACAAUCCCGAGUACAAGGUAACUCUCGAUGUGCCAUAUCCAACGAAAAUUCCCCUGCAUAAUGUCUUCUACGUUGCAAAUUAUGCUACAAGAUUUUACCUGAAUGAGUCUUACAUGGUUCCUUUCUUUCUUUCUUUCUUUUAUUGACAAUUAUGUGAAACAUUUUCCAGUAUACCAUAGCCAUGAUGGGUUAUGGUCCGGAAGAUAAAAGUGCCGUUUUGGAGUUGACAUACAACUAUGGGGUCUCAGAAUAUGACAAAGGAAACGGCUAUGCACAGGUGAUUCUAUAUUACACUCCUUAGUUGCGAUGAAAAUGCUAGUGAAAACCUUCCAGUGACUUAUCCUUGUUCUAUUUUCGCAGAGGUUUUUUAUUUUAUUUUUUAAAUGUUUUCGCCAUCUCAUGUUGCUGUUUCUGGUCCGGAUCAUGUCAUUGCUCAACCUAAAUUUUCUCUCUGAAAAUAUUUUAUUCCCAGAUCGCUAUAGGCACAGAUGAUGUUUAUAAAACCGCAGAAGCAAUAAGGACAAAUGGCGGGACGAUCACCCGCGAACCUGGGCCAUUACCUGGCAUCAACACCAAGAUCACCGCCUGCUUGGACCCUGAUGGGUGGAAAUCGGUAGGUCCCUUCGGCCUUUAUAAUCUUGCUCUUCAGGAAGACAUGCUAUAAAUAAGUAAAUAGCCUUACAUUGGAUAGACAGAAAAUAAAAUCUUAUAGACAUGGGCCCCACUCCACUCAAAGUCAACCAUUAUUAGAAAACGGGCUGGAAUAGUCUCAUAUUAGAAAUAUAAAUUAAAAUAAAAUCCCUUGAUCAUGUACAUGCCCACUACUCUAUACCUAGCCAAUGAAUUAGCUUCCAGUUUGACCAAUAUCUAAGCAAGUCCUAACAUUAGGGAAGAAGCCUCUGAACACGACUUAGGCCGAGACCAUGAACAAAACCGUGCGAUUCACGACCUGCAGGUGUUUGUCGACAAUAUCGACUUCGCCAAGGAGCUGGAGUGA
Messenger RNA from Spirodela intermedia, 2489 nucleotides. The record is from the annotation of a GenBank genome assembly. Lineage: Eukaryota; Viridiplantae; Streptophyta; Magnoliopsida; Alismatales; Araceae.